AUGGCAUUCUCCACCCGCAGCACCCAGUGGAGUACGAGCAGCCGUGUCCUGUCCUCUGCACCCAGUAUCAGCGGUCUGACCUCCAGGAAAAUGUCCAUCCAGAAGAUCCAGGCACCCAGUGUCUAUGGGGGGGCUGGGGGCUAUGGCACCCACAUAUCAACCAGCACCAGCUCUGGCCAAGGCCUCGGAGGGAGCCUCCAGCUCAGCAUCACUGGGAGCGAUGUUCUGCUUGCUGGCAACGAGAAAUCCACGAUGCAGAACCUGAACGACCGCUUGGCUGCCUACCUGGAGAGGGUGCGCUCACUGGAGAAGUCAAACUCGCUGAUUGAGAAGCAGAUCAGGGAAUGGUAUGAAAAGAACACCGUAAGUGUAGGGCAGGACUACAGCUCCUACUUCAAAACAAUUGAUGAACUCCGAAAUAAGAUUUCUGCUGCCCAGAUGGAAAAUUCCAGACUUGUCCUGCAGAUCGACAAUGCCAAGCUGGCUGCUGAUGACUUUAGGCUGAAGUUUGAGAAUGAACACCUGCUCAGGCAGAGCGUGGAGAGCGACAUCACUGGACUGCUCCGUGUCCGUGAUGACCUGACUCUGACCCAAGCUGACCUGGAGUCCCAGAUUGAGAAUAUAACUGAGGAACUUGUUUUCCUGAGGAAGAACCAUGAGGAGGACCGUGACAGGCUGCGCAAAGAGGCGAGCGGCUCUGUGAACGUGGCGGUGGAUGCUGCUCCUGGCAUUGACCUCGCAGCUAUUAUGGAAAACAUGAGAAAGCAGUAUGAAGAAAUGGCAGAAAAGAACCGCCAAGAAGCCAAAGAACAUUUUGAAAAGCAGACAGCAGAACUGAACCAGGAAGUUGCCCUCAAUGUUGAGCGGCUGGAGGUGCAAAGGAAAGAGAUCACGGAACGGAGACAGGUCUGCCAGAACCUGGAGCUGGAAUUACAGUCUCUGCUCAACUUGAAACAGACCCUGGAAGGCUCUCUGGCUGAAACGGAAGCACGGUACAGUCACCAGCUUGACCAGAUACAGGGAGCGAUUUCCAAUCUGGAGGCUCAGCUGAGGCAGGUCCGAGCUGACAUGGAAGCUCAGAACAAUGAGUACAGCAUCCUGCUAGAUGUCAAGACUCGCUUGGAAAUGGAGAUUGCCACGUACCGCAGGCUGCUGGAGGGAGAGGAAACCGGUCUAUUCCAAGGUUUUAGGUCUACAAGUCUUGUACAUUGCAUUAAAUUACUUCUCUUUUCAAUUUCCUCAACAGAAUCAAAUAAGUUUAAGAAGAUCAAGACAAUAGUUGAGGAGGUGGUUGAUGGCAAGAUUGUCUCCUCUGAGGUCAGAGAGAUUGAAGAGAAGAUGUAA
Messenger RNA from Camarhynchus parvulus, 1344 nucleotides. RefSeq names its product keratin, type I cytoskeletal 20-like. Bases 1 to 1344 code for a protein of 447 amino acids. The transcript has 8 exons. The record is from RefSeq and is a predicted model, not a curated record. Lineage: Eukaryota; Metazoa; Chordata; Aves; Passeriformes; Thraupidae. Gene Ontology annotation, molecular function: structural molecule activity.